ACCUUCCUUCUCUUGUCCUUCUACUUCACACACAGAACCAACAUCAAACAGUCACACUCGUCCUCAUACCUAUCACCAAAUUAGGGUUUCGAAUCUCUUCCAAAUGGCUUCUUCAAUCCAAGGCUUAGUCCCGGCCUUUUUCGGACUCCGUUCUCGCGCUUCUUCGUAUUCUUCCUCUGCUACUAUUUUCCCGGAAAGUGGUCUGAAAAUUUUCAAAAUGGGGCGGAAAGUGGAGGAUUAUGGUGUUUGCAAGGCAAUGGUCCAGACGGUGCAAGGAGCUUCUGCUACUUACGCCAAGGAAAUGGAGAGACUCUCUGCUAAGGAGUCUCUACUUCUCGCUUUUAAAGAUUCUGGGGGAUUUGAAGCAGUAGUUUCUGGAAAGACUACAGAUCUGCAGCGAAUUGAUGUGAAUGAGAGGAUAAUUGGCCUUGAGCGGCUCAAUCCAACACCUCGGCCAACAACGUCACCCUUUUUGGAAGGUCGGUGGAAUUUUGAGUGGCUUGGAUCUGGAAGCCCUGGACUCAUUGCUGCUACAUUUGUGUUUCAGAGAUUUCCCUCGACACUAGCAAACUUGUCAAAAAUGGACUUGGUGAUCAAAGAUGGAUAUGGCAAAAUAACUGCAAUCAUGAGAUUGUUGAACUCGAUAGAAAGCAAAUUUGUUCUGUCUACCCAGUUCUCUGUUGAGGGGCCUCUUAGAAUGAAAGAGGAAUAUAUGGAAGGGGUUCUUGAAUUACCAACUGUUGAUGAAGAAACAAUACCUGAACAGUUAAGAGGUGCAUUUGGUCAGGCAGUUAGCACUGUGCAGCAGCUUCCUGUUUCUAUCAGGGAUGUCAUGGCCAGUGGGCUGAAAGUUCCUUUGAGUGGGACAUUCCAGAGACUAUUUAUAAUUUCUUAUCUUGAUGAUGAGAUUCUGAUAAUAAGAGAUAGUACUGGAGUGCCUGAAGUUCUUACAAGGUUGGAUGCUCCACCAUCUCCAUUAGCAGAAUCCAUGACUGAGUAUGAAAGUUAAGAAUUUGUUUUCUGAAAGUUUUUACAAGUUUUUUUUUUUUUUCAACAAUUAUAAUUACAAUGUAGAACCAAAGUAGAGUUCAUCAACUAUUCCAUCCCCCACCCCCACAAUAUUAUAAAAAGAAAAUCUUCAUUUUCUCUCUC
Messenger RNA from Camellia sinensis, 1152 nucleotides. RefSeq names its product putative plastid-lipid-associated protein 13, chloroplastic. The record is from RefSeq and is a predicted model, not a curated record. Lineage: Eukaryota; Viridiplantae; Streptophyta; Magnoliopsida; Ericales; Theaceae.